AUGACCCGAGAGCGAGGGCCCCGCCAUGAAUCCAAAACAUCACUGGUUUUAGUGGGGUACGGGUUUAGCAAACCUAAGGCUCCCGACCGGGGGUUCGGCGUAAGGAAUGUUCAAAAACUGGUCGACACUUGUGUUCAAUGCAUUCACUGUCAGACCUCUCACUACACCCGAUGUUGUGUUCACAUCAACACAAACACUUUACUACUGUAUGAUAUCGAGACAUCACAACAAGUGAGUGUAAUAGUGGUGUGCAUUGAGAGGUGUGUUUGCGAUGAGAGUAAUAGUGUUGUCGUGAAUACGAGUUCGGGUGGAGUGAGGGGACAGACACUGAAUGUUGUGAAUCACAAAAUCAAUCAAUUCUUGAAUAUACCUUAUGCUGAGCCCCCGGUGGGCCCACUCAGGUUCAGUNGUUCGGGUGGAGUGAGGGGACAGACACUGAAUGUUGUGAAUCACUUCAUCAAUCAAUUCUUGAAUAUACCUUAUGCUGAGCCCCCGGUGGGCCCACGAAGGUUCAGUCCACCACAACCACUCAAAACACCUAAAAAUGCAACUAUUGGCAAUUCCUGUAUCCAAUAUACGGAUCCAAUAAAUAAAAAUAUGUCACGAUUACCCCAAAGUGAAGAUUGCUUGGUAAUAAAUAUAUGGGCGCCAUAUAUAUUGAAUAAAAGUUCAGCAAAAUCACAGCUAAAACCUGUUAUGUAUUGGAUAUACGGCGGGGCACUUACUGUUGGAUCAGUAUUUCAAGAGCGAUAUAAUGGCAGUGUUUUGGCCACCAAUGAUGUGGUCAUUGUUUCCGUUAACUAUAGGGUCGGACCCUUAGGUUUCCUAUACGGUGGCGAUCAUACCAGUCCUGGAAAUGAACCGAAAAUACUGGUGAGAGAUAACAUCCAUGCAUUUGGUGGGGAUAGGGAUCAGAUCACUAUAUUUGGUCACAGCGCCGCGUCAACCAGGUAUAGCCAGGGGAUAGUUUCCCAGACAAAUUCUCCCGAUAAUACGUUUCGCCCCGGGAAUACAAAUUAUCCCUGUCUGGCCACAAGUCAUGACAACUCCCGGACCAAAAGGCUAAGGAUUUGGCGAAAAAACUAA
This is a messenger RNA of Oppiella nova, 1086 nucleotides long. NCBI's taxonomy places the organism in Eukaryota, Metazoa, Arthropoda, Arachnida, Sarcoptiformes, Oppiidae. The record is from the annotation of a GenBank genome assembly.